AUGGUACUUUCCAUUUCACGCGACCCGUUCGUUUCUAUGGCUGACUGCCCACAGGCGAGUGAACCCAAGGAAGGACUGAAGAGCUAUCCAGCAUGCCAUUCGCAGGCAUGUGCUAUUCAAGACUGCAUACAGAAGAACGACUACAAGGAGGAAAAGUGCCAAAAACAGGUUGAUGCGCUGUACGCUUGUUGCAACCUAUUCUACAAGGAGAAUGGCGAUGGUGCUUCGACCGUAAGCUGUCCCAAAGCGAAUUUGCUGAGGCUCAAGAUGAAGCAGCGCUCCAACGGCAUCAAGUAG
Fulvia fulva is the source of this 297-nucleotide messenger RNA. RefSeq names its product Cx9C motif-containing protein 4, mitochondrial. The coding region runs from base 1 to 297 and encodes 98 amino acids. The record is from RefSeq and is a predicted model, not a curated record. The transcript has 4 exons. NCBI's taxonomy places the organism in Eukaryota, Fungi, Ascomycota, Dothideomycetes, Mycosphaerellales, Mycosphaerellaceae. Gene Ontology annotation, cellular component: mitochondrial intermembrane space.